CAAGGGUCUGCUAAUACAACUUCAGAAAGAUGGCGUCGAGCCGAGUAGCUGGGCUCGGUUCCGUCAGUCGCGUAGAGAGUCCGUCCACAAAUCAACGUGGCACGCGACGAUCUCUAGCGUGGCAUGUCUCGUAAAUACAUGGAUCGAUGGCUUGCGUGUCCCGUAGUCGUACAAGGCUGGUGCAAAUUUACCCGAAUACACAUCUGAUUGCCUAGAGUAUGGGGGGGUAUUCAUCAGCGCCGCAUUUCCCUCAACAUUCUAUGGUCCCGUCGUCGUCUUGCUAUCGUGGCAAAAACCUGGGAUACUGACUUUAUGGCAGUGGAAGUCAAUCCCCCGCCGUAUCGCAUCACGGCGGAUGACAAGGGCGGCCUCCUUGUCGUUACUGCCGCGGUGACGAUGUGUUAUGUGUGGAUUUGUUUCUUUAUUCGAAUUUGGUUGCGCCUGCAGACCAAGGAGUGGAAGUCUGACGACUGGUGGUUGACGACGGCAACGUUUCUACAAAGUUUACAGUCAGCACUUGUGUUUCACGGAGCCAGCUUAGGCUUGGGAGCUUCGCUGCAAGGCGUACCUUUGUCGAUACACAAGCAAUUGGGCAGGACCGCUUUCGCCGCGCAAAUCCUCUACGUUGCCACGCUGUUCGCUUCGAAAUGUUCGGUGUUGUUCCUUUACCUCAGGAUCUCGCCGGGACGCUCGCACAAGAUUUCAUCAUGGACAUUGCUGUCAGCGUCCUGUAUAUGGAUCGUCAUCGCCAUUACGCUCAUUUCUGUACCAUGUAAUCCAUAUGGAUGGACAGUGGGAGAUAAGACUUGUACAAAUUUGUGGCCAAAAUGGCAAGCCAUCUCCGCUCUGGAUAUCGUGACCGAAGUCUUCAUAUUCGCCAUCGCGGUGCAGUUAGUUUGGAACCUGAAGAUGCGAACGAAAUCCAAACUCCUGGUAGUCCUCGCUUUUUCCGCCCGACUUCCUGUCAUCGCGUUGGCCACUGCGCGACUGCACUACAUUAAACAAGCAUUCGUCUACGCCGACACAACUUACAUUUACUUGGUGGCAACGCAAUGGCAUAUGGCUUACGCCACCAUGUCGUCCACGAUCACUGGAAUGGGCCCGUUCCUGCGACCGUUCCACACGGAAUACAUGACAAGCUACAAGAUGUCUGGAUAUGCACAGCAUGGAUCCUCAAAAGACCCCAGUUCAUCCACUCAGGGCUCACACUUGCGAUCAGGAAAAUCCUGGCCACUUCAAAGCUACCAAAUGAACACAAUCGAUCAAUCGCACCCGGAUAGCAAUACUCAGCUUUCGUCAGUGUCACACUCGCCAAGUUCAUCACGGAAUGCGAAUAUGGCAGGCCCUACGUUCCGACCCCCCAACGAAAUGUUGAUUGGCGGCAUCGAGAUCUGGGUAGGAAACCGAACUUCGAGAGACGAGGAGGAUCUGGAGGCGAUGAGCGAUGAGACACGACUCGUCAUCACAAAGAGAACAGAGUUGAAAGUCGAAACGGACCGAGCAAGUCAUGUUGUAUGAAUUCGUGGGUCAUGUAGGCGUUGGAAGGCGGACCGAUACCCCUGGAGUUUAUGUUGAAUUUAACAUUUGGAUAUUAAGAGAUUAAUGAAUUUCUCAUGGUUGAGAUUGCGAUGCAGAUCGUAAACUAAAUACAUCUAUUUAUUCCUCACUGGUCAGUCGACUCUUUACACAG
This is a messenger RNA of Dothidotthia symphoricarpi CBS 119687, 1690 nucleotides long. RefSeq lists its product as uncharacterized. The coding region runs from base 313 to 1518 and encodes 401 amino acids. The record is from RefSeq and is a predicted model, not a curated record. NCBI's taxonomy places the organism in Eukaryota, Fungi, Ascomycota, Dothideomycetes, Pleosporales, Dothidotthiaceae. The transcript has 4 exons.